CAUUGCUAUUCAUAUUGGAGAACAGGAUACCAUCGGGAUAUAUAUGACAUAUCACGACCACCAAAUACCCAUUAUUAUUUUCUACGUGGAGAGUAUUCGAACAGUAUGGCAGAACAGGAGAACCUUGACGUUUCGAUGGAGGAUGUAUUUGACUUCGACAAUGCAGCGCUUCCCGAGGAGUAUGCUAGACAAUAUAACCUCCUUGCUGGAUAUCCGGGCGGUGGAAUACAGCAGGCCUUUCAUAGUUCGCGACAACCUGAGGGAGGAACUGGUGUAGACGGCAGACACCAUGCACUCAUCUCAGAGGGAAACAGGACGACUGUUCCUGCAGCACAAGAUUCCCGUGGUAUGAAUCCAGUCAUUUCCCAUGUUGGCGCUCACCCCAAUCGUCCGGUUUUUGCCCUUCCGGACGGAUUUCCAAUCCUCACUUGGCCAUUGAGUCCUCCAAUUCACGGGCAACCUCACCAAGUCUAUCAGUGGCGUCCCGAGCAGAUUCCCAACCUUCCUCUAUCCCCCUAUGGGUCGUCCAGGACGGGACACCGAUUACCGCAACUCCAGAUUCAGCGAUAUGUUGCCAACAGGAACAUGAUCGCUGGUUUUCACCGGGCUUUGUGGAAGCUUCAACCUCCAGGCUCAAUCUACUGUGCGGCGGAGCUAGAGGGGACAUCAAUCACGGUGCACGACCUGGCCAGCCAGCUGACUUCGCUGCUUCCCUCGAGAUACGUUGCAGUCCAGAAUGUCCCUUUCAGCCCAUCUUCAUAUAUGGAGGUCCGCCAGUAUGUUCACCCAGUAGACUUCAACCGAAGGAGUCUUCUGGAUGGGUUUAUGGGUAGCAACCAAGAUAGUGUCUUUUUUGCUUGCACAGUUGUUGAGCUAGGGGAUUAUCGAUCUGUCGCCAUGGGUCGCAUCGAGAAGGGGUCACGAUAUCCAUUGUUUCGACCGCGGGAGGGGUUUUUAUACUUCCAGAUUCGUGAUCUGGCAGUCCUUCCAGGACGAUCGCCUGGAGUCGGAGGAUGGGUCAUCGCAUCUUUGUUAUUUGCCGUUGUUCAGUUCGUCCCCAGAGGCGCGAUGUUUGAAGUAGUCAUGGUUGUUCCUGAGGCUCUGAAGAGUUGGUGCGAGAGACUGCCCGGGAUGCACCGAGACGAGAGCCAUCCAGACUAUCCUAUUUUCAAUGUACGCGGACGGAAGCUAUAGAGUGACGUGAGUCUGAACCCGAGGACUAUGGCUGCAGGAUAGGUGUUUGCCAUCGAAAAGGACGUCGGAGACACGGACAACAUCUGGGACGCAAAAUCAAGUCGUGUGCACUCAUAUUGACAGUCUCAACAGGCAUACCCUAAGCUGGUUACCACCGGCAAGAGACAACCUGCGGGACCGCUCGGCCGUGUUCAGCUCAAGUGCAAGAUCAGAGUCAAUAAUACGUUAAUUACUCGGGAGAACAGAAAAAAUGAAAUGGUUAAUCAUAAAGCGAAUACUCA
Molecule: messenger RNA, 1475 nt
Organism: Paecilomyces variotii
Lineage: Eukaryota; Fungi; Ascomycota; Eurotiomycetes; Eurotiales; Thermoascaceae
Exons: 3
Coding region: 106-1194 (362 amino acids)
Source: RefSeq, a predicted model, not a curated record